Messenger RNA from Trichoderma harzianum CBS 226.95, 1605 nucleotides. RefSeq lists its product as hypothetical. The record is from RefSeq and is a predicted model, not a curated record. The transcript has a single exon. The annotation marks the transcript as partial. Gene Ontology annotation, cellular component: mitochondrion. Gene Ontology annotation, molecular function: GTP binding; GTPase activity. Lineage: Eukaryota; Fungi; Ascomycota; Sordariomycetes; Hypocreales; Hypocreaceae.
UCUCCCUUGAACAGCCUCCCCGAGUCACGACUGAAUCCCGCACCGGACGACUAUGCGGCGCCAAGCUUUGCGGAUAAAGCAGAAUUGACGCUUUAUGCUGGUCGUGGAGGCAACGGUUGCGUCUCCUUCCAGCGAGAGGCGUUUCUCCCUGACGGUCCUCCCAAUGGCGGCGAUGGCGGCAUCGGGGGCAAUGUCUAUAUCCAAGCCGCGCAUGGUGAAACCUCACUGCAUAAAUUAGCCCGCAGACGUUUUGUUCGUGCCGGGCGCGGAAGGCACGGGCAGGGAAGUGGAAAGGGAGGCAUGCGAGGAGAGGACGUUGUCAUUACCGUUCCCGUGGGCACAAUCGUCCAGGAGAUUGAGCGCCAUGACCCAGCUGCCGAGGAGGAGAUGGCCAUGAAGGCAUACAAUGCCCUAAAGAAACAGAGGCGGCGCGAGCUUUUGGCUCAGCAGCAACUGGAAUCACAGUUGAAAGCAGAAGAGGAGGCAGAAGAAGAAGAAGACGCCAUGGAUGAGCGACGCUCAAAGAAAUACAGUCCCGAGGACGACUACGAUCCAGACGCCGAUGAUCCGGAGCGGGAGAAGUGGCUUCUCUAUCCUGGCAUGUCCAAAAACGACAUGAAAUCAGCAGAAUUUCCCAAGCUGCCCAAGCGGACUCGCUUCUUCCAGCAGCCUGCUGCGCCAGUCUAUCUCGACCUCUCCAGACCAACGCCCACGCCUAUUCUGCUAGCCGCAGGCGGCAUCAACGGUCUCGGAAACCCUCAUUUCACUUCGAGAAAUCACCCCCGACCAGUCUUCGCCACCAAGGGCGAUGAAGCCGUGACUAUGAAAAUCUCCUUAGAGCUCAAGCUGCUGGCCGAUGUAGGUCUGGUGGGUUUGCCCAAUGCCGGCAAAAGCACUCUCCUGCGAGCUCUCACCAACAGUCGCACGCGGGUCGGCAACUGGGCUUUCACAACUCUUCAACCCAACAUCGGCACCGUCGUUUUGGACAGAUACUCUGGCCAUCCCAGCGUCAAACCGCGCCGCCACCGUUACCCAUCUUCAUCUCAGGAAGCUAGCACCGACGAAUCCGCCCUGGGAGAGCCGCGGACACGGUUCAGUGUGGCAGACAUCCCAGGUCUCAUCGAAGGAGCUCAUCUUGAUCGCGGCCUCGGCAUAGCCUUCCUCCGCCACGUCGAGCGCGCAGGUGUCCUCGCAUUCGUCAUCGACCUCAGCGCCGGCAAUGCCGUCAAGGCCCUUCAAUCCCUCUGGCGCGAAGUCAGCCUUUACGCCGAAAUGCGUCAGGAAGAAGAACGUUCUCGCGAAAUCGAGGCCCGAGUCGACUGGGAUCUUGCUUCUCAGGUAACGCGCGGACCCGUCAACCUGAUGGGCGCCUCAUACGGCACUCCGCUGCCCAUGCAGGAAGCACAAACUCGGACGCCGACGCUGCACAUUGCGGGCAAGCCAUGGUUUGUCGUCGCUACUAAGGCGGAUUUAUCGGACACGCAGGACAACUUCCGAGAGCUCAAGACGUAUCUGGAUGAUAUGACGGAGGGGCGAGAGCCGCACCCGAGUGGCGUUGAGGGAGCGUGGACAAACAGCUGUGCGGCUAUUCCGGUCAGUGCGAUU